Aspergillus fischeri NRRL 181 is the source of this 510-nucleotide messenger RNA. RefSeq lists its product as uncharacterized. The transcript has a single exon. Bases 1 to 510 code for a protein of 169 amino acids. The record is from RefSeq and is a predicted model, not a curated record. NCBI's taxonomy places the organism in Eukaryota, Fungi, Ascomycota, Eurotiomycetes, Eurotiales, Aspergillaceae.
AUGCCCGAUCAGCCCAGAUGGCAGCCGUGGGUCAAGUAUCGCGCGCUGAACAGGGCGUUCAAGAAAGAGAUUGAAGAUUACUACUUCAAGCACUGGAUCAAUGGUUCUGAAAUCAGGGUAAAACGCGAGGAACCGUUCCCGCCGGAUCCCUAUGACUUAUAUAGUCUGUAUCUGCGUGAGUGUUAUAUUUUCUCUGGCUUUCGUGAUUCUGAACAGCGCAUCGCUGUUUUCGAGGGUCAAAGAUUGAAGUGGACGGAUCCACGGGAACGUGAGCAUUUAAUUCAAAUUGAGAGAAUGUUGGAACAAUUCGACGAGCCAGGAUACCAUCCUUACAUCACCUUUAAGAUUGAAAAAGGAGUGACCGAUUUACUUCCCAUCGACCUUCGUUUUGGGAAUACCAUCACAAAUAGUUAUUUUACCUUUGACUGGCGAACUUAUCUCUCCACUCUGCUUGACGAGCGGCGCCGUCUCGAUGAGUAUGAAGCGGUCACCGGGGUAUGGCAUUCUUAG